Molecule: messenger RNA, 3125 nt
Organism: Vollenhovia emeryi
Lineage: Eukaryota; Metazoa; Arthropoda; Insecta; Hymenoptera; Formicidae
Product: ankyrin-3-like
Exons: 6
Coding region: 1599-3053 (484 amino acids)
Molecular function (GO): protein binding
Source: RefSeq, a predicted model, not a curated record
UAAACGCGGUAAACGUCAGGUUCAUCCGACGCGGACGGGGCGGGCGAGAGAUCGUCGAUCGUCCGAGGGUUGAGCUGUCAGUGAUCGAAGCACUGUCCUCGCAAGAUAGGAUAUCUUUCUCCCUCGACGCGGUGAGACUUUCGAUUGAUGCAAGACUGAACGGUAAACCGCUGAAAAAUUGCGACGUUACUCGAUGGCUAUGAUUUCUGCCGGGAACUCUUCUCGGAGACCGCGUCCACUCUGAAGAGUUUUACGAGUAAGAUCUGACAACUGGUCCCUCCUCAUCUAACCGUCUCUUCCCUCGAAAGUCAAUUGGCGGCUCGAAAUCGAGGAACGAUAUCGUUCGUUAAAAUGAAAAUCGGGAGGACCAAGUGAAAUGUCCUGACAAUUGAAAUUUUUUAAUUAACAGUUCACCUCUGGCAACGAGUUCCCUACACGUGUACAUUAUAUUUUUACUCCGCACGUAAAGAGAUGCACUCCGGAAUUAUUAAAAUGCCCGGACGAAUAAUUUAAUAAUGCGUUGCUAUCGGGAAUCGGUGUGUUUAACGGUACACCUUUAGUUUCACGUUCAGCGAUGGACGGUUUUACGACGAAAGCUCUCAAUCGCGUCGUGCGACAGAUGUCAAGCCGUAAUAUCUGGGGCGCGCUACUGCCGCUUCGAUACCUGAAGUAUUACGGCAAAUUGCGCGACAUUAUCAAGAUCUUGCAUCAAUCCGGGGCAAAUGUUUACGAUAGUCGGAUAUACGCGGCGAAAAUUGGCAGUGAAUAUCGGCUCUUUUGCGUCGUUACCGCGCUGGUGAGAGAUCGAUCUUGAUCUUACGAGGAAACUAAGAAUACGCCGGGCGAUGCGAGAUUAUCAGCGAUCCAAGAAUCGCGGGGCGUUUCGUUAUCGGAGCGACUUUGGUUCUCGCGUUGUUUCCCCGCGAAUUAAUUUGUCCCAAGUCAGUAAUGUAAUUUUUAUGACGUACGGAACUAGCCCUCGCGAUUACAACGAUCCGCGCUUGGUCGCGCAGACUUUAAUUAAGUUCUAGCUCUCCUUGACGUUAUAAUUUAACCAAAAUAUAGACGCGGGGAAGGAGAGAGAGAGAGAGAGAGAGAGGGAAUUUCCUUAACUAAAUUUAGCAAUAAGCGGUUCCAUUGAGAGGAACCGUGAGAAUCAACUUUAAAGUUGUCGGGCGCGAAUCUGCGCCUUUCGGCAAACUCGACGGGGCAGAUUCCGAAAUCGCGCGAUUAGGUCCACCCCUCUCGAAUCGGAGAGGACGAUUCGGAUCGUCUGUCGCACCGAGCCACGCGAUUGUUCGCGCAACAAAGGGACAAGGUGGCCGAGGCGGUGAGCGCGUCGUGCGCCAGAUCUUCGCGGAGGCGCAGACUGCGUGAUUCUCGAUCGACGACGCCGCGGGACUUCCGGCAUCAUCGCCAAAAUUGCGCCGUCCUCUUGGCAGAGCCUCUGCUGCUCGUGACGCGCGUCAGCGAAGUUCCCCGCCGCGGCAACGGCGAUUGCAUUGCUCGCCCAUCGUCGGCCAAAUCGUGUCCCGCGAAGACCGUUGCGGGAGAAUCUUCGCGCUUGCGGCUGCGUCCCACGGCGACUUACACCAGCGAUGUCCGGGAUCUGGAAUUUACAUUUGUCGGAUUUACGUGCUCGUGUAAGGCAAAUCAGACUCGAUAUUAAAAUGCCGACCGAGUGCAUCGCCAACCCGUUGCAACGGGAGCUGGCCGACUCGAUAAUACGGCUGCAGCCGCUCGACGAGAUCCGCAUCCUCCUGGCGUGCGGCGCCAAGCCGAACGAGCCGGUCACCCAGGGCCUCAGGCCCCUGCACUACGCCGUCUGGCAGCGGUACACCGAGGCCGCCCAACUGCUGCUGGUGCGCGGCGCCGACAUCGACGCCACCGACGAGUGCGGCUACUCGGCCCUGCAUCUCGCCGCUGAACACGGCUACCUGGACCUGGUGAAGCUGCUGCUCAAGUAUGGCGCCAAGGUGGACCACCGGCAGGACACGGGGGAACUUUUCCCCAGGACCAUGUUGUGCGACGAGCCGCUGCGCUUGGCCCUGCGGAACCGCCACGUCGAGGUCGCGAGGAUCCUGCUCGAGGCCGGCGCAAAUCCGAACAAGAGAUACUUCUUCGGCUCCGAGAUCAAUCUGGUGUCGCCCUUGGACCUAGAGUGUAUGGAGCUGCUGCUGGCCUUCGGCGCUCAUCCGAACGCGCGGGAUCGCGCCGGGCUGACGCCCCUCAUGAAGGCCGCCAGACUGCCGCAGGGAAUAUCCUCGGUGCUUCUGCUGCUGAGCUACGGCGCGGACGUGAACGCGACGGCGGACGCCAGGCACGAUUACCGGACGGUGCUGCAUUACGCGAUCCUCGGCGGCGACCCGACGGUGAUCAAUCUGCUGCUGAAGCAGGGCGCCCGGCUGGACCUCGGGCCGGACUAUCAGAAACCGACGGCCCUGGAUCUGGCCGUGCUCAAGGGCGACCCGUCGCUCGUCGAGAUGCUGCUCGAAGCCGGGGCGGACGUGAACGCGACGUCGCCGAUCAUCGGUUCGCCGCUGCACGUGGCGUGCGCGGACAACAUCCCGAACCGGCUGGAGAUCCUGUCCAUGCUGCUGGAGCGCGGCGCCGAUCCCAAUCUGGUGAUACGCAGCGACGACGGGCCGGCGCUGCGGCCGGUGCUCGCCGAGUACGUCGCCUCGAACGAGAACCCGUCGGUGGAGAUAGUGGCGUUGUUGCUCAAGUACGGCGCCCGGGUGGUGAUCAAGACGCAGUUCCGCGACCCGCACGGCAUCCUCAACUCGCUGCAGAACACGGCAGACAAGCCGCGGCUGCUGCGCGCGCUGCUGGAGGCGGCGGAGAGCUUCGAUCCCUGCAUGAUCCGACGGUCCAGCAGCCUGACGGACGCGCAGAAGGCCCUGGUGAUGGAGGCGGCCAGGACCCCGCUGCCGCUGACCCAUCAGGCGAGGCUGAUAGUCCGCAAGCUCUGCGGCACCAGGCUAACGAAGGUCGUCCGGAAGCUGCAGCUGCCGCAGUCGUUGCACCGUUACCUCCUCUACGACUACUACUAGCCGGCGGAUCGUUGGGGGUCGAGGCAUUUCGCGGGAGGGACGACGUUUGUCGGAGCACUCGCUCGAGUUUCC